Messenger RNA from Xiphias gladius (swordfish), 924 nucleotides. RefSeq names its product protein B4. The transcript has 5 exons. Gene Ontology annotation, cellular component: nucleus; nucleosome. Gene Ontology annotation, biological process: chromosome condensation; nucleosome assembly; negative regulation of DNA recombination. The coding region runs from base 116 to 859 and encodes 247 amino acids. NCBI's taxonomy places the organism in Eukaryota, Metazoa, Chordata, Actinopteri, Istiophoriformes, Xiphiidae. Gene Ontology annotation, molecular function: double-stranded DNA binding; structural constituent of chromatin; nucleosomal DNA binding. The record is from RefSeq and is a predicted model, not a curated record.
CCGGAAGCAACUGCAUAAAGACGGAGACUGGGACCAGAGGCACCUGUCGCGUACUUUUAGACUUACGGACUCUGUUUCGUCUGUCCUGUUUUCUUUUAAUACUGCGUUCUCAGUGAUGCCUCCUAAAAAGCCUGCAGCGGGCUCUGCUGAUCCGCCCGUGCCGUCCUCCAGCGACGCCCCGGUGGAAGCGAAAGCGGAGUCGAAAUCAGAUGCCGCGGCGCUGCGCAAACUUGCAGCUCAUCCGUCCACAGCCGUUAUGGUGAAAGAGGCGCUGAAAGAGCUGGACUCGCGCAAAGGGGUUUCGUCCCAAGCGAUACAGAACUAUAUCAAACAAAAAUACCCCUCGGUGGAUCUGGUGAGGUUGAAGCACUUGGUCCGUAGGGCUCUGAAAAAAGGCAUCGAGAAUGGCACGCUGGUGCGGCCUGCCAACUCCAAUGUCACUACAGGCGCGACGGGAAAAUUCAGGCUGGCACCAAAAGUCAAGGAGCCAAAGGCAAAAACUGAGAACGUGGAUCCUAAUGUGCAAAAAGCUCCAAAACCAGCCAAGGAUGGAGGCCAGAAGCCCCCCAAAGCAGGUGCAACGAAGAAGAAAGACAGUGCCAAUGAAAAGGCGAAGUCACAGGAGAACGCAAAGCCUCCCAAAAAGUCAAAGAAAGAUGAAGAGGCUGCAACCUCAAAGGUUGCUCCAGCAAAAAAGCCUAAAGCUAAAAAAGCUGUGGAAAAAGGGGCUGGCAAGGGAGCUUCUGAUUCAACAGAGGCAAAGGCAGGAAAGGGCUCCCAAAGCAAGGCUGCUAAAGCAGGCAGUGAUGCCCCUGCCUCUAAAGCACCUGGGAAGCGAGGGAAGAAGACUGCAGAGUAAAUUUAUAAUUCUUAACUGAUGUUUUAUAUUGUUUUUUGUCUUGCAAUAAAAUCUUAACUUUUGGA